CUAGCCAGUAAUCACCCUACCCGGCCUAUCCAUUGGCUUAACGAUAAUUAUUAAUUAUUAUGAAAUAACCGUAAACCGAUAAUCGGUUAGUAAAUUCCAGUAUUCCACACUUUCCACUAUAUAUUUUAGUGAAUUUGUUAUUUGUCAUUUGUGUUGUUCGUCUGUUGACGGUUUAAUCUUUAAAAUUAUUUUGCAUGCUUCUAUGCAAUUUUGUAUUGAUGAAAUUAACUAUUACUUAAUAUUAUUCAAUUUUCACAGUUACGUUUUUAUUUUUAAAUUAUUAAAAUAUUACAUUACGUCAUAUUAAAUGUAUUAAUAUGUUAUAUUUUAGUUGAAUUAUUAUAAUUAAAAAAAAAUUACCUAUUGUUUAUUAAAUAAGUAUUUAUUUAACGUGCAGAAAACAACGUCUACUCUAGAAAUUUGCAAUAUGUCGUUAGUUAAUGAAACUAACAUCUGUUCUUGUGGUAAAAUAAAAGGGUUAAUGAAUAAUACAAAUUGGCUAAGACAUACUAAAUCGUGCAAAAAACGAAAAUCAGUACUUUGUACUACAAAGCUGAAUACAUUUUUUAAAUCGUCUAGACUAUUAAAUGAUGUUUCUGAUAAAGGUAUGACUUAUGAGUACUUUUUGAUAAUUAUUAUUUAGUUAUAAGUAAGUAUUAUAUAAUAAACUACUUUUAACUAUCUGUUUCUAUAACUCGCUCUUAUAUUAAAUCUUACAUUAUUGAAACUGUCGGUAGCUAUAAUUUUGUUUUUAUUAAUAUUUAUUUGUUCAGUUGACAGUUUUAAUUUGAAUACUGUCAGUAGUAUAUCAAAAUCAUCAAUAGAAAUGUAUAUUCAAGGUUCAAAUACAAAUAAUACUAUAUUAUUAGCUGAGCACUUUAAGAUUAUAGAUCCAACAUUGGAGGUUGAUUUAGAGUCAAAUGAAAAUGAAUCUGAAGUAACUUUAUCUACUACACUAAUGGUUGAACCAAAUAAUAUGAUUGCAACUGUAUUUGAAAACUAUCCAGCUCAAUUUUCAUCAAAAAAUUUCCAGUCAAAUGCAAAUAUUGCUUAUGAAAUUGUUUCCAAAAUAUUAGAAAUGGGACCAUGUCAAACACUUCCUACAAAACUUCCUGGUGGUAAAUAUCCAGUUAUAAAUGGUCAUCGAUUUUCACCAAAAUUGUAUCAUAGAAUAUUACCUGAUGGAACUGUAACAAGACGGAAUUGGUUAUCAUAUUCUAAGUCAACUGAACGUUUGUAUUGUAUUGAAUGUAUACUUUUUCCUGGAAAGGGUAAAAAUGCUCCUAAUAAAGCUUGGGUUAUUGAUGGUUAUAACAAUUGGAGUACUUGUACUAACAAAAUAGAAUAUCAUGAAAAAACUUCAGCACAUAUUUACUCUUCACUCACACUUAAAAUUCGACAAUCAUCCUUACCAUUGGUACCAUCUAUAGCUACUAAAAAAAAUGAAGAAGUUUUCAUGAAUAGAGAAAUUAUCAAACAGCUGAUUGACAUAACUCUAUUUUUAGGAAGACACAAUAUGGCUUUUAGAGGGCAUAGUGAAAACUGGCAAAAUAAUAUGUGUGGUAAUUUCAAAGAUUUUUGUUCUUUAAUAUCAAAAUUUUCCCCUGCAAUGGCGACUUAUUUUAGUUCUCAAAAGCAAAAAUAUAAAAUGAAUCAACGUUCUCAAUACUCAUUUACUUCAUGGCGCCGACAGAAUGCGUUGAUUGAUAUAGUGUCAAAUCAUAUAAAAUCAAGUAUAUCUCUCGCUAUAAAAAAUUCAAAGUUUUUCAGUAUUGCCAUAGAUUCGACAUUCGAUGUUUCUCACAGAGAACAAAUUUCUUUUGUGUUCAGAUAUGUAGAUGAGGAAAAAUGUGAAAUUAAAGAGAGAAUCUUAGCAUUGAAGGAUACUUCAAAAACAACUGACAACGUCUUAUGUGAAAUUUUCAAAGAAGUAUGUAAAUUAAACAGUUUAGAUUGGACCAAUAAUUUGGUUGGUCAAUCUUACGACGGGGCCUCAAAUAUGAGGGGGCGAUAUAAUGGAUUACAACAAUUAAUACGUAAUGAAAAUCCUCAAGCAAUAUUUAUCUGGUGUUUCAGUCAUCGCUUAAAUUUAAUUGUCGCUGAUGCAGAUAGUGUAUGUUCAAAUUCAUGGAUCUUUUCGGAAAUUUGGAACGACUAUACGAUUUUAUAUAGUAAAUUUCGUGCGGAUGUAUAUGAAGAGCAUAAAAAAAAAAACAUUAUCAUGGACAGCAAAUCCGUCGAUUAAAAAGAGUGUCCUGUACUAGAUGGAUGUCUCAUAAAUUUGCAUUAGAUGUUGUACUAAAUACUUAUGUUGCAAUAGUUGAAUGUUUAAAUGUUAUUCGCAGUGAAUCAGGUGACAAAAAAGCUGGUUCAGAGGCUGAAGGUUUUUUAAAUUAUUUUCAGUCAACAAGAUUUGUCUAUACAGCUUAUAGUUUUAAAGUUCUGCUUAAAAUUCUCGAACCUGUAUCAAGUUUGCUACAAAAAACACAUUUUGAUUUGUUGGCUGCAUCAUUUUUAAUAAAAAAAAAAAUAUAAGGAAAUUGUUACAUAUCGAUCAGAGGAAUCAUUCAAAAUUAUUUUGGCUGAAUCUGAAGCAUUUAUGGAUUCAAUGCAAAAAAUUGAAUUUCAGCCACUUCCAGAAAGACAUGCCAGAAAAAGAAAAAUCAUGUUCGAUGAACAAGCACCAGAUGAGACAAUCAGUGACCCUAUAAUUAAUUUUCGAGUAAAUACUUAUUUUGCUUCUGUUGAUCUCAUUUUGUCUGAAUUAAAUAGACGAUUUCUUGGCGAUAAUAAUGAAAAUAUAGAACAAAUAUCAAUAUUUAAAGAUUUAUCUCUUCUAUCAAAAAAACGAAUGAAAGAAUUAAAAGCAAACCCAACCAAAUUACCUAAUGAUGCAUUUUUAAUGGUUUGUAAAAUGUAUAAAAAAUAUUUAAAACCAGAAGUCAUUUGUGAUGAAUAUUUAAAUUUCAUCCAAUAUUUUGAUGUUUUUCUUAAAACUGAUGAGUUGCAAAAUUAUUUACAUAGUGAUAAUGAUAUAACUAAAGAUUCAGAUUCUGAAUUAGAAACAGAAAAUUAUGAUAACGAUGUUGAUGAUGAUAGUGAUUCUUUAAAAAAAUGAAAUUGAAAAUCAUGGAAGCU
Molecule: messenger RNA, 3138 nt
Organism: Aphis gossypii (cotton aphid)
Lineage: Eukaryota; Metazoa; Arthropoda; Insecta; Hemiptera; Aphididae
Product: zinc finger MYM-type protein 1-like
Exons: 4
Coding region: 827-2245 (472 amino acids)
Source: RefSeq, a predicted model, not a curated record